AUGAAGCCGAUAACCUUCUCCACUUUCUCUUUUUGGCCAUCUCUCUUUUUGGCUGGUUUCCUUGGCUUACACAUUGCUGACAGUUUCGUGAGAAGUCAGAAGAACCAUACGCUAAUUUUCACCAAGGAAAGCAUAAUUCGGAACUGCAGCUGCUUGGCGGAUAUCCGUGACUGUGAUUACAACCUGGCAAACUUGAUGUGCAACUGCAGAACGGUGCUGCCUUCUACCAUGGAAAAAACUAACUACAACAGUGACCUGACCAUUUGGUUCACAGACACCUCCGUGCUGGAGAUGCUCCUCAAUUUCACAAGGGUGUGUGAUUUGAAGCUCUCCUUCUGUGGCACCGCUCCUCUCCCGACAGAAUACUUGACCAUCUGGGGACUGCGAAAGCUCCGGGUGAAAAACAAGGUCAAGGGACAAUUUCCAGAGCAGAGCGUAACCAUCUCCAGUAGCAGCAACAAUGAAAAAGAGGACUACCUUGCAAUGCACAACAAAGACAGGCAAAUGUUAGUAUACAUUUCUUUUCUGGAUACCUCUCUUUUCAAUGGAUACUCUUUGCUGAAGUCGUACAGUGUGGAAAAUGUCUCUAGUAUCACGGAGUAUUUUCCCAGCCUUCUGUACUCUGAUGUUUUCUCAACCUCAGACAACAAGAGCUAUGUUGUAACGUUCAUUUACUGA
Molecule: messenger RNA, 678 nt
Organism: Cygnus atratus (black swan)
Lineage: Eukaryota; Metazoa; Chordata; Aves; Anseriformes; Anatidae
Gene: EPCIP
Product: chromosome 1 C21orf62 homolog
Exons: 1
Coding region: 1-678 (225 amino acids)
Source: RefSeq, a predicted model, not a curated record